UCCUCCUAGGCCAGAGGUUUGAGUAUUUAUGUUGAUAAAAGAUGGAAAUUUUCUUCUCCGUGCGGUCACACCCCCUUCACACCUUCCAAUCCCUCGGCAGCGAUGGGAAGACCGACACCAAUCUAAGUUUGCCCCGUCCCAAAUCCAAGAUGCUGUCGCUGCUGAGACUUUGGGGUAUUUAGGGUGUUUCGGGACUUGGUGUUGAGAUGGAGCAGGUGGAGGAAGCUAACCGAGCUGCUGUGGAGAGCUGCCACGGUCUCCUGAGCCUGCUUUCCCAGUCCCAGGAUCAAGUCCAGUAUAGGAAUCUGGUGGCAGAGACAGGGGAGGCUGUUUCUAGGUUCAAGAGAGUGGCCUCAAUGCUCAGUGAUGGUGUGGGUCACGCAAGGGUGAGGAUUGUGAAGGGAGUCCAAUCCCCCUUCCACCACAAGGUUUUCCUGGACCAUCCAUUGGUAUUAUCUGAGAUAGACCCUUCUCCAAAGCCUCUCCAGCUCCUGCCAAAAAGUCUAUUAGAUACCUCAGCACCAGAGUUGGGUUCCAGUGCUAAAAAUUCACAGCAGCUCACCCAAAAGAUCUUAUUUGAGAACCCAGGGCUGGAUUUGAAUUCCUCUUCUUCUAGGAGCACUCUCCAGCUUGCACCACAGGGUCCUCCAACAGCAGCCCAUUUUCAGUUCCUCCAACAGCAGCAGAACAACCAAAGGUUUCAGCUCCAGCAGCAGAUUAAGUUCCAGGCUGACAUGUUCAGGAGGAGCAAUGGUGGCAUAAACCUCAAGUUUGAUAGCUCGAGCUGCACGCCGACCGCAUCGUCUGCGAGGUCCUUCUUGUCGUCGCUGAGCAUGGAUGGGAGUGUGGCCAGCUUGGAUGGAAAGGCAUUCCAUCUGAUUGGUGGACCAGCAGCAUCUGAUCCAGUGAGCACACAUCUGCCUCCAAAGAGGAGGUGCUCGGGCAGAGGGGAGGAUGGGAAUGGAAAAUGUGCGACGGCCGGCAGAUGCCACUGCUCGAAGAGGAGGAAGCUGAGAGUCAAGAGAUCCAUCAAGGUGCCUGCUAUCAGUAACAAACUUGCUGACAUCCCGCCCGAUGAAUAUUCAUGGAGGAAAUAUGGACAGAAACCAAUCAAGGGUUCUCCUCAUCCUAGUUAAUUUAAUGCAGGGGAUACUACAAAUGCAGCAGCAUGAGGGGCUGCCCUGCAAGGAAGCACGUCGAGAGGUGCCUGGAAGACCCCUCAAUGCUCGUUGUUACUUAUGAAGGCGAGCACAACCACACCAGGUUGCUCACCCAGUCUGCCCACACCUAGAGGCAUUAGAGCUCUCCACCAGCAGCCAGCCCAACUGCUGCUCCAUCUGCAUCCCAGCCUCAUUUAGGGCCGACCGAGCCGCUCUUGUACAUGUUUACUUUCUGUUAGUUGAAGACCAAGGCAGUGGAGCAGUUGCUGAUGUGGGUAAGUCUCUUGGAUCCUGCAAGCUUUCUGGUAUGAAGAGGGAGCAUACAAGAGGAUACUCCCCCGUCGAGCCACAUAGAAAUGCUACCUGAGUAAUGGUCGAAGAAAGCGAACGAAGAACUCUUUCCUUGCUCAUUUGGGUGAAGCUGCGCUUGUUCAAUUUACAUCUCAAACCAUCACUGCAACCAUGUUCAAAAGCAGUUGGAUGGAAGAUAUAUAUAGCAGACCUUUUUUGAGACAGCAAUAGGCAUUUUGUAAUCUUGGAAGGGAAUGGUAGUAUUUCAUGUUGCUCAAAUGUGUUCCUUGCUUUGCUUUCA
This is a messenger RNA of Elaeis guineensis (African oil palm), 1752 nucleotides long. Its product is annotated as protein WRKY1. Gene Ontology annotation, biological process: regulation of DNA-templated transcription. The record is from RefSeq and is a predicted model, not a curated record. Gene Ontology annotation, molecular function: DNA-binding transcription factor activity; sequence-specific DNA binding. Lineage: Eukaryota; Viridiplantae; Streptophyta; Magnoliopsida; Arecales; Arecaceae.